AUGUAUCGAAUCUCGAACAUCUACGUUCUCGCCGCGUUUGGCACCAUCGGCGGUGCUCUCUUUGGUUUCGAUGUGAGCUCAAUGAGUGCUUGGAUAGGCGUGGACACAUAUAAUGAAUUCUUCGAUCACCCGGACUCGAAUCUCCAAGGAGGUAUUACAGCUUCCAUGUCUGCCGGCUCCUUCGCCGGGUCUAUUGCAGCAGGUUGGCUUUCGGAUAUUCUCGGCCGUCGUGGUGCCUUGAUGAUUGCAUCUCUAGUCUGGAUUGUGGGGGCAAUGGUUCAAUGCAGCGCUCAAGGCGUUACACAUCUGGUGGCGGGUCGUGUUGUAAGUGGCCUUGCUGUGGGCGUAACCUCGUCACAAACCUGCGUCUACCUUUCGGAAUUGGCUCCAGCUCGGAUUCGUGGUCGAGUCGUGGGCAUUCAACAGUGGGCCAUUGAAUGGGGCAUUCUCAUCAUGUAUCUGAUUGCAUAUGGAUGUGCUGUUGGAGUGUCGGGGCCCGCUGCGUUCCGAAUCUGUUGGGGUAUUCAGGCGGUACCUGGCCUCACCUUGUUUAUUGCACUAUUCUUCUUCCCAGAGUCCCCUCGUUGGCUGGCCGGAAAGGAGAGGUGGGAAGAGGCUCUGGAAACCCUGGCUCUGAUCCACGGCAAUGGUAACCGCAAUGACCCUGUUGUGCAGGUCGAGUUUGAAGAGGUUCAGGAGGCAGCCCGAAUAGCUCACCAGGCUAAGGAUGUCUCGUUCUUCGCCUUGUUUGGACCUCGAGUUUGGAAACGAACUAUGUGUGGAAUGAGUGUCCAGAUGUGGCAACAGCUGCUUGGUGGUAACGUUGCCAUGUACUACGUGGUCUACAUCUUUGAGAUGGCUGGCAUGACCGGAAACACCACUCUCUGGUCAUCCGCCAUUCAGUACGUGCUUUUCCUCGUGACGACAGGUGUUAUGCUUCCGUACAUAGAUCGCGUCGGCCGCCGCAAGUUGCUUCUUAUCGGCUCCGUUACGUGCAUGGUGAUCCACUUUAUCAUCGCUGCCGUAAUGGCCAGCAAGGGAAACGCCGUUUCCAAUGUCAAUGGCAACUCCAACCUAACCUGGUCGAUCAAAGGUUCCUCUGGCAUGGCGGUGAUUGCAUUCUCAUACAUCUUCACCUCCGUCUACGGAUUUACCUGGGCACCCACCGCGUGGAUCUACGCCUCUGAAGUCUUCCCUCUCAAGUACCGAGCCAAGGGCGUCGGCCUUUCUGCAUCAGCCAACUGGAUCUUCAAUUUUGCUCUAGCUUACUUUGUCGCCCCCGCGUUUCAUAAUAUCCAGUGGAAGACGUAUAUCAUCUUUGGAGUCUUUUGCUUUGCAAUGACUUUCCAUGUCUUCUUUACUUACCCAGAGACUGCGGGUCGGUCCUUGGAGGAGAUUGAUAUGGUGUUCGAUACAGAUGCCAAGCCGUGGCGAACGAACACCAUCCAAGAUAGGUUUGGAGAGGAGAUUUCGAAGCACAAAGAAGCUGGCGUCGUCAAGGAGGGGAGUGGAGCUACCCAUGCUGAGGUUGCCUAA
Molecule: messenger RNA, 1536 nt
Organism: Penicillium cataractarum
Lineage: Eukaryota; Fungi; Ascomycota; Eurotiomycetes; Eurotiales; Aspergillaceae
Product: sugar porter family MFS transporter
Exons: 6
Coding region: 1-1536 (511 amino acids)
Biological process (GO): carbohydrate transport; transmembrane transport
Cellular component (GO): membrane
Molecular function (GO): carbohydrate:proton symporter activity
Source: RefSeq, a predicted model, not a curated record